Camelina sativa (false flax) is the source of this 1208-nucleotide messenger RNA. RefSeq names its product putative xyloglucan endotransglucosylase/hydrolase protein 13. The record is from RefSeq and is a predicted model, not a curated record. Gene Ontology annotation, cellular component: apoplast; cell wall. Lineage: Eukaryota; Viridiplantae; Streptophyta; Magnoliopsida; Brassicales; Brassicaceae. Gene Ontology annotation, biological process: xyloglucan metabolic process; cell wall biogenesis. Gene Ontology annotation, molecular function: xyloglucan:xyloglucosyl transferase activity; hydrolase activity, hydrolyzing O-glycosyl compounds.
UCCACGAACCUCUCUAAUGCACUUAUUCUCAAAAAUCUCUCUAUAUAUAAACACAUCAAUCUCCGAUCAUAUUCAAACCAUCCGAAACCAAUUACUUUUGAACAACAACAACAGAGCAAAAUAUACAACCCCAUUUAAAAAAAAAAAAAAUGGCGGGUUUUGCUACCAAACAGUCGUUGUUGUUGUUGUUGUUGUCUAUUUUGCUCUUGAUCGGCCUAUCAGCCGGAAGUUUCUACGACAAUUUCGAUGUCACGUGGGGAAAUGGUCGUGCCAAUAUAUUUGAGAGCGGACAGCUCUUGACUUGCACCCUCGACAAGAUCUCAGGUUCAGGUUUUCAAUCAAAGAAGGAGUAUUUGUUCGGUAAGAUCGAUAUGAAGAUGAAACUCGUCACCGGAAACUCAGCCGGAACCGUCACUGCUUACUACCUUUCGUCUAAAGGCGAGACAUGGGAUGAGAUCGAUUUCGAGUUCUUGGGUAAUGUUACCGGACAACCUUACGUUCUUCAUACAAAUGUGUUCACCGGAGGCAAAGGUAACCGUGAAAUGCAGUUCUAUCUCUGGUUCGAUCCCACUGCAGAUUUCCACACCUACACUGUCCUUUGGAACCCUCUCAACAUCAUCUUUCUAGUGGAUGGUAUCCCAAUUCGAGUGUUCAAGAACAAUGAGGCUAAUGGCGUAGCCUACCCUAAGAGCCAGCCGAUGAAGAUAUACUCGAGUCUUUGGGAAGCUGAUGAUUGGGCCACACAAGGAGGACUAGUCAAGACCGAUUGGACCAACGCUCCAUUCAGCGCUCACUACAGAAGCUUCAACGAUGUGGACUGUUGUAGCCGGACCUCGUUGUUGAGUUGGGUAACAUGUAAUGCGAAUAGCAACUCGUGGAUGUGGACUACUCUUAACUCAAAUCAGUACGGACAGUUGAAGUGGGUGCAAGAUGAUUAUAUGAUCUAUAACUAUUGUACUGAUUACAAGAGGUUCCCUCAAGGUCUCCCUACGGAGUGCAACCUUGACUGAUCAUGUUACCAAGAAUAUUUAAGCUCAUAUUUACCGUUUUACCUCGUAGUUCUUGAUUUGAUUAAGUUAUUCUUUUAAUUUUGUAAGAUUUAAAUCCCAUGUUGGGGUAAUGAUUAUUUGUUUUUUAAUCUUUAUAAUUUGCUUUCGCUUUCUUCAUAUCUAAAUAGUUGUAAUAAAAUUUGACUCGAACCAAUUUAA